AUGAAGUUUUUCCAGCCCAUUGCCGUCUUUCUGUCUCUCCUCACCUCUAUUGCCCCGGGCGGGGUGUUGGCGGCGGAAGAAUCGGCAACUGCUCAACAUCAGAAGGGCGAGACUGUGAGAUACCAAGGACUGAAUUUAUAUGUAUCCAAGCCCGGGAGGUUUAACCUUGGUCACAAGAAGCCUGGGAAAAGAACAGGUGUUCUUCUUCUUACCGAUGUCUACGGCAUCCAGUUGAAGGAGAACCGAGAAUUGGUCGAUGACUUUGCCAAAGAGGGUUUUUUUGCUGUUGCACCAGACUUGUUUCGAGGUGAUCCGGCAAAAGAAACUCCAGGCUUCAACAUUACCGAGUUUCUUGCCAAGCAUCCUCCCAGUGUCACUGACCCAAUUGUUGCAAAGGCAAUCAACUACCUACGCAAUGAACUCGAAGUGAACUCCGUCGCUGCAACAGGCUAUUGCUACGGUGGACGUUACGUCUUUCGUUCACUUGGCGAAAACGGUAAAGUCGAUGUUGGCUUCACUGCUCAUCCUAGUCUCUUGGCUACAGAUGAGAUUGAGGCUGUCAGAAAGCCCGUGUCGAUCGCUGGUGCAGGUCAGUUUCAGCCCGUAAUAGCAAUAAAAGAAAAGACAAAAGCUGAUAUGGAUAUAGCCGAGGACCAGAUUUUCCCCCAGCCCAGACAAGCAGAGACUGAAGCCAUCCUCACUAAAUUAGGCAAGCCUUUUACUUCGGUUCUGUACAGUGGUACUACUCAUGGUUUUGCUGUUCGUGCAAAUGCAUCAAACCCACAGCAGGUUUUUGCCAAAGACGAAGCGUUCUAUCAGGCUGUUCGUUUCUUUAAUGCAUGGGCCUAA
Molecule: messenger RNA, 849 nt
Organism: Fusarium fujikuroi IMI 58289
Lineage: Eukaryota; Fungi; Ascomycota; Sordariomycetes; Hypocreales; Nectriaceae
Product: related to dienelactone hydrolase family protein
Exons: 3
Coding region: 1-849 (282 amino acids)
Molecular function (GO): hydrolase activity
Source: RefSeq, a predicted model, not a curated record